CAGGUCGGUUAUUUUGGGCGUCGUGAGCAGCUGUUGUUAUCACGAGCAGACAAGGCGAGCAGUGAGCCGGCUUGCUGCACUGGGCCAUCAACACAGCAUAACGCUGCCUUCUGAGUCCUCACGCCUCUCUCCACUCCCAGCCACGUCAUAAACUGAGAGGAGGUUGAUGAAGUGUGGGGAUGGCCGCAGCGGCACCAGAGGGCCAGGUGCCGCCCCUAGAGACGGCCCUCUCCUGUGGCGUGUGUCUUAGUGACUUUGACGCUGUGUUUCGCCGCCCUCUUAUCCUACCCCAGUGUGGCCACACCUUCUGCAGGCUGUGUAUCAAGGACCUCGCCGCCAGGGGUGACAUUAUCUGCCCCUCCUGCAGACACAAAUACCCGAGUGUGGAGCCCGACGCCCUGCCAGUCAACUUUAACAUACAGUGUUUGGCCUCAUCCAGCAAGCUUCUCCUUGCUGCCACCAAGGAGGAGGAGCAGGGGAGCCUGUGUCCGGAGCACCGUGUUCGUCUGGCCUUCUGGUGCAAGAGCUGCGAGGUGGCCGCCUGCGGUGAGUGCCUCUUCGACCGCCACCCGCCGCAGGAUACUCACGCAGUCUGCCGCAUCCUGGAGGUGGUGGAGCAGGUGAAGCAGCGGGCUGAACAACUGUCUCUGGAGAGCUGCGAGGAAGUCAUCUUGCGUCUUGGGGACUCCGUCAGCCGCACACUCCGUGCCUUGUCUGACAUACAAGAGGCCGCCCACCUCCUUCAGGAGACGGCCAGAAUCUACCGCAAUGCCCAGACGGCCAGCAACUUGUCCUCCAUCACCUCCGUCUUCGAGGCGGCCAAGGGCGUGCACGACAGGGUGUGGGCGCUGGGAAAGGGCGGCCAAGAGGACUCCUCCGUCAGUAUACCUGACGAAGUAAUCAUGAGUUCGAGACCAGCCAUCCUGGCCCUCAGCGACAGUGGAGGCCUGGCGCAGGUGAAGGUGGAGCCGAAGGGGAUCCACGUGUACAGCCUCCGGCCAUCCUCCACGGCCUACAGUGUUGCCAUCAAGCUGACAGUGCUGACGUCGUGUAUAAAGAAGGAGUCGCCGAUGGUGUUCCUGGAGGUGAAGGCUGGAGAGCGUCGACUAGGCCGGGUGUACAUCACCCUGGCGGGCAAGAUGAGACGUGCCCAACAGUUCCAGGCCCUCUGUCUGGGAAGCCUGGGGCCCUCCUACCGCGGCACCAGGUUUGACGGAAUAAGCGAGAAAGGCGAGCCUGGAGAGUACGUGAGAGGCGGCGACUACCAGGGUAAAGGAGGUCUUGGUGGAGAGGCUCUGAUGGACAACCUCGAGUGGGGGGGAGAAUGGUGCCGGCCCAAGGCUUCUGGCCAGGUGUGUGGUGUGGGCGGCGAGGAGCAGCGCAAGUUCGGGUCCCUCUUCGCCAUCUGUCUCAGAGACAACCCAGACGACAUCUUCAAGUGCCCCUUCGGAGAGGUCACGGAGGGUCUAGAGGUGCUGGAGGUGGCCUGCAGACACCAGCCCUUUAACGUGGUUCAUAUUGCCGACUGUGGCCUUGUUAUUCCCCUGUGAGGCAGGAGAGAGAGAGAGAGAGAGAGAGAGAGAGAGAGAGAGAGAGAGAGAGAGAGAGAGAGAGAGAGAGAGAGAGAGAGAGAGAGAGAGAGAGAGAGAGAGAGAGAGAGAGA
Messenger RNA from Procambarus clarkii (red swamp crayfish), 1663 nucleotides. RefSeq names its product tripartite motif-containing protein 3. The record is from RefSeq and is a predicted model, not a curated record. NCBI's taxonomy places the organism in Eukaryota, Metazoa, Arthropoda, Malacostraca, Decapoda, Cambaridae. Gene Ontology annotation, molecular function: zinc ion binding.